This is a messenger RNA of Orbicella faveolata, 3728 nucleotides long. Its product is annotated as RNA-binding protein 45-like. The record is from RefSeq and is a predicted model, not a curated record. Gene Ontology annotation, molecular function: RNA binding. NCBI's taxonomy places the organism in Eukaryota, Metazoa, Cnidaria, Anthozoa, Scleractinia, Merulinidae.
GGGGCGAGAGGAAAGCGAGGAACUGUUCAUUUCCCACGAGGCACUUCGCGUCACUAGGCUGCGUUCAACGAUUCAAAAUGGCUGGGAACAGUCAGCAAAGCAUGGAAACAGGCUCUAUUUCUAGUCGUGUAGAUGUCGACAAUCCGCCUUUCUCUCGUAUCUUUAUAGUCUGUAGUAAGAAGCACACGUCAGAUGACAUGAAGGCUGCAUUUGAGCAGUUUGGGGGCAUCGAGGAUAUCUGGGUUGUCAAAGACAAGCACACGAAGGAAAACCGCGGCGUAUGUUACAUCAAGUUUGCGAAAGCGUCCUCCGCCGCUAGAGCUUGCGAAGAAAUGGAUGGAAAGGUGAUUGGGGAAGAUCCAAAGCCCAUUAAGGCAAUGAUUGCCCAGUCUAAGGUUUCAGGCUCCAAAACAGAUUUUCAUGAUGAAACAGCACUCACCCGUCUAUUCAUUAUCUGCCCCAAAGAAUAUUCAGAGGAUAACUUGCGCCAGAAGUUCCAAGGCUUUGGGGAGAUAGAGUAUGUUCAGGUAGUACGUGAUCACAAAACUGGUGAAAACAAGGGAUUUGGUUACGUGAAGUUUAAAAAGUCGUCGUCAGCAGCUGUUGCCCUUGAAAACUGUGACAAAACCCUUAAGGCCGUCUGGGCAGAACCCAAGUCAGCCAAAAUUGCUCGGAAUGCAGCUGCAGCAGCUGCAGCAAUGCAGUCCACAUUGAUCCCACACAAUCCUUUCUUAGAGGCAAGCAACUACCCACCUACUGCUACACCCUCAGUCAACAUGAAUGCAAAUGCUUCAGCCUCCCUACAGGGGGUUGUAGAUUACUAUAGUGGGCAAAACCCCGUGGCAGCCGUAGCAGAAUCAAUAACAACAUCGCAUACCCCCACGCGACUGUUUGUCAAGGUCUCCCCGAUGAUAGGACCGGAACAGCUGUCACGCUUGUUUGACAUCAUCCCUGGUAUGCAAAUGUGCGAUUUAAAGCGGAACUUUAACACUGGGGAAUCAAAGGGGUUUGCGUAUGUCACAUACAACUCUGUAGGGUCUGCAAUAUAUGCCAAAGAAAAGCUCAAUGGGUUUGAAUACCCCCUGGGUUCAAAGCUUGUGGUAAAGUAUGCGGAAGAUCCCCCAGGGAUGCGCAACAAUGGCACAGGACAGGGCAGUGAUGCAACUUUUCAGGUUCAGUCAUAUGGUUCUAAGUCGUCAUUAACAGGUGGUUCCUUCGCCGUGGACUCAACUGCUGUUUACACGUCAGCAGCCCUCCCAGCACCAUCUCCUUUGGCAGAUGCAAACUCUGAGGUGGCAUCAAGGCUGUUUAUAGUUUGCCAGCCAGCACCGCCACCAGAGAACGCACUAAAAGAUGUCUUCAGCAGGUUCGGAAACCUGAUUGACGUGUGGAUGAUGAAGGAUCGUAACUUUGGUUACGCCAAGUUUGCAAGCAAGGAGUCCGCUGAUGCAGCUAUAGAAGGUAUACACGGCCAUGAAGUGCUGGGGAUGAAGCUUAAGGUGAUGCAUGCCGACCCACCAAAGUCAGAAGCUUCCAGAAAACGCCCACGCACAUGAUGACCCCCCCUGAAUUAUUAAUGGAACCACAUUGCCACUGUAGCAUGGAUUGAUGUAUAAAAGGUAAAGUACAAACAGUUUCACAUUUAUUUCUCAUACAAGACACCUGCUAAAAGUUUGGGAACAGACUAGAUUACAAGCUUUUCCUCAUAUGCAAGCACACACGCUCGACUGCUACAAGGGCUGCUACACCUACCUGACGCUAGGAGAAAUAUGGGACUUGUGGACUGGACAUGGACUACACUUGACUGCACGUCACAAAAUAUGUGGAACUUAUGGACAGAACAUCACUGGCAACACAGCACUUACAGACUGCGUCAGGAGAGAUAUGCCUCUCGUGGACUGUAAUGUACAUCAAGACUUGUGGACUGAACCUCACAGAGGAUUUAGGACUUCAGGACGUAACUUCACAGGAAAUGUCAUGGGACUUGUGACUGAACUUCCUACGUUUAAGAGAUACCAGUCUUACGGCUUAACAUUACGUCACACGAGACGUACAGUGUUACAGGGCGUGUGCAUGUACUUUUAGUUGUUGUGGAAAAGCAGGCAAUCAAGGAUGACCCUAACACUUAAACUUUGAACUUUAGCGUGAAAAGAACUAUUGUCUUAUAUUAAUUAACAUAUUUUAUGAUUUUAACUCCAUGGUAGAUUGCUCGGCUCUUGAUAGUGCAGUUUAGUCACAGACAGCAAGCUUUGUUGGGUCUUAGCAUAGGUUUUCAAUGUCAGGUUGUUUUACUACACAGUGGGUACUUUAAUUUGUAACAAGUCCUUUGUGGCCUCCAUCCAUGCAGUUUUAAAAUAUAUUCAACUCAGUGGCUGCUUACAUUUAAUCAACCGCAAUUCGUUCAAGUUGUCACAGGAUUCAGGUUUCUCUUGUAUAGUUCGUUGCCUCUGUGAUGUUGAAAUCUGGUCCUGAAACAUGCGCCUCCAAUGUGAUUUUAGUGCAGCCAUUUUACCGCUUGUUUUUCUCAGUUCUUUUGCAACAAACUAUCAGCUAUAAGGGAAAGUAGCCAUUGCUCUUUGUUUGUCUUUAUAUGAACAUUUACUAAUGGAUAAAAAUUAAGUAGUGUUAUAUUUAAAAUCGGGAGAAUUGACAGACUGGGGUGUCAAUGAAUGCCCAUGUUGAUUUCUUUCUCAUAAAUUAUAUAAUGCCUGCAAAGGUCCAGUACUGUGGCAAUUGAUUAAUUUUGUAAUGAUUGGAAAAGCAUCUUAAAUGGAUCUUGGUCUUGCAUUUUAGCUCUCUGUUUUUCAUUACAUGCAGGUUAGGUUUUGUAGUAAGAGUAUCAAAAUAAUGUAGGUUGUGUUAGUUCUUCAAGGGAGUAUAAAGUUAACAUAGUGAUUUUUUUGUGCCUCGUAGUGCUCAUUUUGGUGAGGAUAUUGUCAAGUUUUAGUAAUAUUUUAACUCCCUUUUCUUACAUCACGUUGCUGAAAGUUAUCUUAAUAUUAUUAUAUUUAAAACAAGGCUGAUUUGUAAUUCAGUAGAUGAAAGCUUUGUGAUGUGUCUUGCAAGAUUUGUUAUCUGGAAGUUGUUGGAUGAUUUUGAUGAAAGGAAAAGUCACUAUAAUUGAUUUUCUAGAGUGAAUUACAAUGUAAGAAACAUGUCACACGUUAUAUCUCACAACUUGUAGCAUUGUAGCUUUAAAAAAAAGCUGUGAACGAUUUUUUUAGGGUACAAAAAAUCUCUUAGGGAUAUUUACCAGUUCUAAAGGUAUACGAGUUGCUUUUUUGAAAGUUGAAGUUCUUGUCAUGUAAUCUGUUAUUUGCAGGGGGAGACCGUGUGAUGAGCAAAAAUACCUGUAUAGAUUAUGCAAGUAUGUAAUUGGAAAAAUAGUUCCACAGAAACAUUCUGUUGUAAUGUCGAGAGGAAUGAAAAAGGGAAAAAAGUCAGUUACAUUUUCCCAAACCUUGCCCCCAGCUAGCGUUUUAGGCUAAAUUAUCAUCAAAUCAGUUGUAAUUAAUCCUAAAAUGGUAAUUGGCUGACGACAAAGGGGAAGAAAGCAGUUUGUAAAGAUUAAGACGAGAUGCAAACCAUUUGCAAUGACGUUCUUUCCUGAAUAAUAUACACAGAGAAGAUAAGUUGAUUUGCGACAUUGAAAUCAUUUGCCGUUGUGACCUUACGAAGUAUAUUUUACGUUGUAGCAAAUGAACAUAUUAAACUCUGUUUGAAUUCCA